Molecule: messenger RNA, 1326 nt
Organism: Beauveria bassiana ARSEF 2860
Lineage: Eukaryota; Fungi; Ascomycota; Sordariomycetes; Hypocreales; Cordycipitaceae
Exons: 5
Coding region: 1-1326 (441 amino acids)
Source: RefSeq, a predicted model, not a curated record
AUGUGUAGAAGCGUCUCGAGACUGAAUUUCAAAAUAAAGUGGCUGGGUGAUUCAGCUGCCGCCUUGCAGAAAAAUGUUUUCGAGUCACCGCGCUCGCCCCCAAGUACCCGACCCCUCACUCAUCUAACAUGGCCCAGUCCGCUACCCGAGCCACCGUCUGUCAACCUUGUCCCUCCGAUCGAGCACGAUGCAGCGAGGUAUACGUUGGGUAUGGCGACGGAGCGCUCGCUGGCUGGCGCCCUCGCGUUUGUGUCGAGCAUCACGGACAGCCCCAAUUGCAUCACGGCCGUUUGCGUACAAGAAGAACAAGGCCAGAAGCUGCAGAUUCACGUAGCCAUAAACAAACAAACACCAAGAGAGAAUAAUGUGACGCUGGGCAUAAUCUGCAGUGGUUUCAAUCAGAUGUUUACGCGCCUCUCUGAUUUUCAAGGUGCCACACAAUCGCUGCUACAACUCCGAAACGGAGUCCAAGUGCCCAAGAUGGCCAGAUACCACCAAAAUGCUUCAAAUUUGACCGCACAGAUUGAGCAGUUUUUGGAAAAGUCGGCCAAAUUGGUCAAAGUCAUUCGCAGCUGGACUAUGCACAAGACAGACAAUGAGCUGUGCGCUGUCAUCGAUGGUCUCUAUGACUUUGUUGCAAUGGACAAGUGGAAGGCUGUGAUUGACUUGAUUCCUGGCCGUUUGAUGGAUCCUUCCUCCAGAGAAAGCUUGGUAAAAAUGCUUCAAAGAGGCUCACGAUACAGACACGUUGCGCGGGUUCUGUAUCGCGCGGCCAAAAAGUAUCCCAUCGCCCGGCGGAUGGAGGCGAUUGCCGUGCAGCUGCCCGAGCGCGCUUUUAAAAGACCAUCUCCAUCUUCGCCGCCUUCCUCUCUCGAACGGACCUCUAGCAGAAUCCUCGCGGCCCCAAACCACAGCGUCGACCGCCUCUGUCAAGCGCUCAACACCAACGCCGACGAUGCCCGCACCGAAUUCAAAGCCCAGACGCACAAGACCCUCACCGAGGGCAAGUUUCACGCUGAAGUCCAGCUCCUCUGCCAAAUCCUGUCCCAGCCUUCCUCGCGCAAGCCGCCGCGUGUCGUCUGCGCCAGCAAGGACGCCUGUUUUCUGUGCAACUGCCUGCUCCGGGCACACGCCAAGCUCUACACGCCGCGCUGCCACGGCAAGCUCUAUGCCGGAUGGCGGCUACCGAUGAUGACGGCCGAGUUGCGGCCGCUACAAGUCUCGAUUAACCGGAUGCUGGAGCAAAAGAUCCGGAGCAGCGCCGCAGCGCUUCUGCAUAGUCAUGACGUCCCUAAGAGCAAAGGAGUCUCAGCGUCUUAUGGGUGA